CCGAGCUCUGCGCCAAAGCGCUCGAUACAGCAAGCUCGUAGUCAUCAUUUGGCGGAGCAAGAAAUCCAGCAUACGAGGCGCAGCCUUAAAAACGAAAAAUAUCAAUUUAGCCUGGGUUUAUUGUGACAACAGCCAUCCGUCAACAAUGAUGAACGGACAGAUGAAUGGUUUUCAUAACUCCCUCAUCGACGAAGACUGCUUCUUGUUCACCUCGGAGUCGGUCGGAGAAGGACACCCCGACAAGAUUUGUGAUCAGAUUAGUGAUGCAGUCCUUGACGCCCAUCUUAAGCAGGAUCCUGAUGCUAAAGUUGCUUGUGAAACUGUUGCCAAGACUGGGAUGAUCCUGUUGGCUGGUGAAGUGACAUCCCGUGCCACAGUGGACUACCAGAGAGUUGUGCGGGACACCAUCCGUCAGAUUGGCUAUGAUGACUCAUCCAAAGGCUUUGACUACAAGACCUGUAAUGUCCUUGUGGCCUUGGAGCAGCAGUCUCCUGACAUUGCCCAAGGUGUCCAUAUUGACCGCAAUGAGGAGGACGUCGGAGCUGGGGAUCAGGGCUUGAUGUUUGGAUAUGCAACAGAUGAGACUGAGGAGUGCAUGCCUCUCACAGUUGUCCUUGCCCACAAACUGAAUGCUAAAAUGGCUGAACUGCGACGCAAUGGCACCCUUCCUUGGCUUCGACCAGACUCAAAGACACAAGUUACUGUACAGUACCGCCAGGACCGUGGUGCCAUGCUCCCUGUGCGAGUUCACACCAUCGUCAUCUCUGUUCAGCAUGAUGAGGAUAUUUGCUUGGAGGAAAUGAGGGAUGCCCUGAAGGAGAAAGUGAUUAAGAGUGUUGUUCCAUGCAUCUACUUGGAUGAUGACACCAUCUAUCACCUUCAACCCAGUGGUCGAUUCGUGAUUGGAGGCCCACAGGGAGAUGCUGGCCUCACUGGGCGUAAAAUCAUUGUCGACACCUAUGGAGGCUGGGGAGCCCAUGGUGGUGGAGCUUUCUCUGGGAAAGAUUACACUAAGGUGGACCGCUCUGCUGCUUACGCAGCACGCUGGGUGGCCAAGUCUCUGGUGAAGGCUGAGCUCUGCAGGAGGGUGCUGGUCCAGGUGUCCUAUGCCAUUGGAGUUGCCCAUCCUCUUUCCAUUUCCAUCUUCCACUAUGGGACCUCAAACAAGAGUGAGAGGGAGUUACUUGACAUUGUGAGGAAGAACUUUGACCUAAGACCUGGAGUCAUUGUCAGGGAGCUGGAUCUGAAGAAGCCCUUCUAUCAGAGGACUGCUGCCUACGGCCACUUUGGCCGAGACUCCUUCCCAUGGGAGGUGCCCAAAAAACUUAAGUACUAAAUCUGUUAAGCUUUUCCCCCCAGGCUUGUUGGUGUAUACUACAGAGAAGCCUCCAAGGUUCCAGGGGUGAAAUGCACUUCUUUUCCUCUCAAUGAUAUGACACAUGAGUCCCUUCCUACUUCCAUUCUCCCUCUGUCCUGUUACUGUUUUCUGCUGGUUGCACUGUUGUGCUGGGUCCUAAGAGGCAUGCCUCAGAAACUUGAUGUUUUAAAGAAUUAGGUGGGUUCCAAGAACUCGUGCAUCGUAGUACUUCAUGUUCUCUUGACCUGAGGUUGCCUUGCUUCUCGUGGUGGUAGUCGCUCAGUAGGUUCGUCCGGUUCUCAUUUCGGCACUCCACUUAUUCUCAGUCUUUGACUUGGCGUCAUAGUGGUACAUGUUUGUUAGUCUGAGAUGCCCCUCUUCCCUCUUAAUUUACUGGUGCUACAGGCAAGAUUUGAGGCCAUCGCAACCAUAGCGAAUCAUAUAAUUUGGUAAUUGGAAUUUAAUUUUUUUUUAUUGGGCACUGUUCCAGAAUUCAGCUUUGUUCUAAACAUUCCUCACUAGUCUGUCUGGUAGGGGUUCUGUGGCUCAGUGUAUCGCUUCUAUCCAUCUCUUAUUUUGUAUUCUCUUUCCCUGUUGUCGUUGGUUGUGGAGGAUGCUAGAAUGGCACAAUUCAUGAGUUAUUAUCAAUAAUGAUGCUAUGCAUUGCAGGCUAAGGGGCAAGCCAAAUUCUAGAAGCUCAAAUGAGCAUGAGGCCUGCGACGCCCCUACAGACCUUUGCAGAUUUCUGACGUAAUACAGAAAAGUCAGAAGCUGCUAUGUCACUGCUCGGGUCUGCAGUGGUAUCGAAUAUACUUGAUGCGAUGAGAAAACUUAUGCAUUGAAAUAAAAUUUUAAACUUAUUUUAUUUUUGGAUUACAUUGUUUCCCUUGCUUUUUUAAAGGUUUUGAAAUGACUCGACCCAUGUGCUCCUUAAGCUUAUUGAUGGCAGGUGUAGCUACAGAGAAACCUGUUUCCCAUCUUUAUCUUAACGGAGUUUGCUCUUGGCCACAUUCGUAUGGGUUAGGAUCGCACCUCAACACUAUUUAUUUGUUCUCUGAAACUUGGCGUGGAUACAGAGAAGCCGAAGUUUUCAGAAGGCAGCUUUAAACACGUGGUUAUUGAACCUUGAAUUCCUCUUUGACUUGAUCGUUUUUAGUGUUUGGCUUGAGGCUCCAGAGUGUUAUACAGAAAAGCUUUGGAAUGACUCAAAACGUCCCUGGCAUCUGUAAAGGAAUGUUUUGCAACUUUUUUAAAAAGAAAAACUUUUUUUUUUUUUUAAUUUUUGAAAAGCAGACAUUGACUUUUUAAGAUGGGUUAGUUUUGAAAUCCCAUCUAAGAUGCCUUGUGCAGUUGUUUGGCUCUCGUCUAUCCCAGUUGAUGUGAUGGUGAUAUUUGGCUGGUGUGGUACAGAGAAACCAGCCUUGUUUACACAGCCGUCCCAUGAGUGGGGUAGUCUAAAAGUUUGGGUUUGUUCCCUUUGACCUUCCAUAGGGUCACCUGGUUGACGGUUAGCGUGAGAGUGCCUUUUCUAUUUCCUUUACUUCUAUUUGCUUUUACCACCCCUCAAAAACAUGCGUUAAACUUCCAGAGGAACACGUAGCUCAGUGUAACAUGCUUCAUGUCUAGACCCGUAGUUUCCCGAUGUUCUGUAAUAAACUACUCACCCCAA
Menidia menidia (Atlantic silverside) is the source of this 3026-nucleotide messenger RNA. The record is from the annotation of a GenBank genome assembly. Lineage: Eukaryota; Metazoa; Chordata; Actinopteri; Atheriniformes; Atherinopsidae.